UGUGAAGAGAUUACUGAGCUUAAUUUUGUUAACACUGACCAAAACCUUUUCACUGUCACAGGAGAUAUUUUUAUUUUAGUUGAAACGACUUAACGGGUGUUACAGCUCUUGUUUAUUAGUACAUGGCUCAUAAACAAAGGGAAGAUAAUUUGAGCUUGUCCCCGUGCAUUUUUACAUGGUGCCACCAUACAUUUUCUCAGUUGGCACUUGAUGGAGAAAAACUCAGUCGUUCAGCAUCUGAAGAAGCUUCGGGUUCAGACUCAGGCAGCCAGUCGGAGAGUGAACAGGGCAGUGAUCCAGGAAGUGGACAUGGCAGCGAGUCAAAUAGCAGUUCUGAAUCUUCAGAGAGUCAGUCUGAAUCUGAAAGUGAAUCAGCAGGUUCCAAAUCCCAGCCAGUCCUUCCAGAAGCCAAAGAAAAACCAGCCUCUAAGAAGGAACGGAUAGCUGAUGUGAAGAAGAUGUGGGAAGAAUAUCCUGAUGUUUAUGGGGUUAGACGGUCAAACCGAAGCAGACAGGAGCCAUCACGAUUUAAUAUUAAGGAGGAGGCAAGUAGCGGGUCUGAGAGUGGGAGUCCAAAAAGAAGAGGCCAGAGGCAGCUGAAAAAACAAGAAAAAUGGAAACGAGAGGCCUCAGAAGAUGAGCAGGAUCAAGGCACCAGUGCAGAAAGUGAACCAGAACAAAAAAAAAUGAAAGCCAGAAGACCUAUCCCCAGAAGGACAGUGCCCAAACCUCGUGUUAAAAAACAACCUAAGACUCAGCGUGGAAAGAGAAAAAAGCAAGAUUCUUCUGAUGAUGAUGAUGAAGAUGAUGAAGCUCCCAAAAGACAAACUCGUCGUAGGGCAGCUAAAAACGUUAGUUAUAAAGAAGAUGAUGACUUUGAGACUGACUCAGAUGACCUCAUUGAAAUGACUGGAGAAGGAGUUGAUGAACAGCAGGAUAACAGUGAAACGAUUGAAAAGGUCCUGGAUUCAAGGCUGGGAAAGAAAGGAGCCACUGGAGCUUCUACUACUGUUUAUGCGAUCGAAGCUAAUGGAGACCCUAGUGGUGGCUUUGACACUGAAAAGGAUGAAGGGGAAGUCCAAUACCUCAUCAAGUGGAAGGGUUGGUCUUAUAUCCAUAGCACAUGGGAGAGUGAAGAGUCCUUACAGCAACAGAAAGUCAAGGGCCUAAAAAAACUAGAGAACUUCAAGAAGAAAGAGGAUGAAAUCAAACAAUGGUUAGGGAAGGUUUCUCCCGAAGAUGUGGAAUAUUUCAACUGCCAACAAGAGCUGGCCUCAGAGUUGAACAAACAGUAUCAGAUAGUAGAAAGAGUCAUAGCUGUGAAGACAAGCAAAUCUACACUGGGUCAAACAGAUUUUCCAGCUCACAGUCGGAAGCCCACACCUUCAAAUGAACCUGAGUAUCUAUGCAAAUGGAUGGGUCUGCCCUAUUCAGAGUGCAGCUGGGAAGAUGAAGCCUUGAUCGGAAAGAAAUUCCAGAGCUGCAUUGACAGCUUCCAUAGUCGGAACAACUCAAAAACCAUCCCAACAAGAGAAUGCAAGGCCCUGAAGCAGAGACCACGAUUUGUGGCUUUAAAAAAACAGCCGUCCUAUUUAGGAGGGGAGAACCUGGAGCUUCGUGAUUAUCAGCUAGAAGGUCUCAACUGGCUUGCUCACUCCUGGUGCAAAAGUAACAGUGUAAUCCUUGCUGAUGAAAUGGGCCUAGGAAAGACCAUCCAGACCAUAUCAUUCCUCUCCUACCUGUUCCACCAACACCAGCUGUAUGGCCCCUUUCUUAUAGUCGUCCCUUUAUCCACCCUCACCUCAUGGCAGAGGGAGUUUGAAAUCUGGGCACCAGAGAUUAACGUAGUGGUUUACAUAGGUGACCUGAUGAGCAGAAAUACGAUACGGGAAUAUGAAUGGAUUCAUUCUCAGACCAAAAGGCUGAAGUUUAAUGCACUUAUAACAACAUAUGAGAUCCUCUUAAAAGACAAGACUGUGCUGGGAAGUAUUAACUGGGCCUUUCUGGGAGUGGAUGAAGCCCAUCGGUUGAAGAAUGAUGACUCUUUAUUGUAUAAAACUCUGAUUGAUUUCAAGUCCAACCAUAGGCUCCUGAUUACAGGGACCCCUCUUCAGAAUUCCCUCAAAGAGCUCUGGUCCUUGCUGCACUUUAUUAUGCCAGAGAAGUUUGAGUUCUGGGAAGACUUUGAAGAAGACCAUGGGAAAGGGAGAGAGAACGGCUAUCAGAGUCUCCACAAGGUGCUGGAGCCUUUCCUUCUCCGCAGAGUCAAGAAAGAUGUGGAGAAAUCCCUUCCUGCCAAAGUGGAGCAGAUUCUCAGGGUGGAGAUGUCGGCACUUCAGAAACAGUAUUACAAAUGGAUUCUGACCAGGAACUACAAGGCUCUUGCCAAGGGAACAAGAGGCAGCACGUCUGGUUUCCUUAAUAUCGUGAUGGAACUGAAGAAAUGCUGUAACCACUGUUACCUGAUUAAAGCCCCUGAAGACAAUGAGAGAGAAAAUGGGCAGGAGAUUCUUCUGUCCCUGAUUCGGAGCAGUGGGAAGCUGAUUCUGUUAGAUAAACUGUUGACAAGACUUCGAGAAAGGGGGAACAGAGUCCUUAUUUUCUCCCAAAUGGUGAGAAUGCUGGAUAUCCUGGCCGAGUACCUGACUAUUAAGCACUAUCCCUUCCAGCGCCUGGAUGGUUCCAUCAAGGGAGAAAUCCGAAAACAGGCACUGGACCACUUCAAUGCAGACGGGUCUGAGGAUUUCUGUUUCCUGCUCUCGACAAGGGCUGGUGGCCUGGGAAUCAAUUUGGCUUCAGCGGACACAGUCGUCAUCUUUGACUCGGACUGGAACCCCCAGAACGACCUGCAGGCACAAGCCCGAGCCCAUAGAAUUGGUCAGAAGAAGCAGGUUAAUAUUUACCGCUUAGUUACAAAGGGGACCGUGGAGGAGGAGAUCAUAGAACGGGCCAAAAAGAAGAUGGUAUUGGACCAUCUGGUGAUUCAGCGCAUGGAUACAACUGGCCGAACGGUCCUGGAGAACAACUCGGGAAGGUCCAACUCGAAUCCUUUUAAUAAAGAAGAGCUAACAGCUAUUUUGAAGUUUGGAGCAGAGGAUCUCUUCAAAGAACUUGAAGGGGAGGAGUCAGAGCCUCAGGAAAUGGAUAUAGAUGAAAUUUUGCGCUUGGCUGAAACUAGAGAGAACGAAGUAUCAACAAGUGCGACAGAUGAACUUCUGUCACAGUUUAAGGUUGCCAACUUUGCAACAAUGGAAGAUGAAGAAGAACUAGAGGAGCGUCCUCACAAGGACUGGGAUGAGAUCAUCCCAGAGGAGCAAAGGAGAAAAGUAGAGGAGGAAGAGCGGCAGAAGGAACUGGAAGAAAUUUAUAUGCUGCCUCGAAUUAGGAGUUCCACUAAAAAGGCUCAGACAAAUGACAGUGACUCUGACACUGAGUCUAAGAGGCAGGCGCAGAGAUCCUCUGCCUCUGAAAGCGAGACCGAUGACUCUGAUGAUGACAAGAAGCCAAAGCGCAGAGGGCGCCCCCGAAGUGUGCGGAAGGACCUCGUAGAGGGAUUUACUGAUGCGGAAAUUCGAAGGUUCAUCAAGGCAUAUAAGAAGUUUGGUCUCCCUCUUGAACGGCUGGAGUGCAUAGCACGUGAUGCUGAGCUGGUAGAUAAGUCUGUAGCAGAUCUGAAACGCCUGGGUGAACUGAUCCACAACAGCUGUGUUUCAGCGAUGCAGGAGUAUGAAGACCAGCUGAAAGAGAACGCCAGCGGGGGGAAAGGACCAGGGAAAAAGAGAGGCCCAACAAUCAAGAUAUCUGGGGUUCAGGUCAAUGUGAAAUCUAUUAUCCAACAUGAGGAAGAGUUUGAGAUGCUGCAUAAAUCUAUCCCUGUGGACCCUGAAGAAAAAAAAAAAUACUGCUUAACCUGUCGUGUCAAAGCUGCACAUUUCGAUGUCGAGUGGGGAGUGGAGGAUGAUUCUCGCCUGUUGCUGGGCAUUUAUGAGCAUGGCUAUGGGAACUGGGAGUUAAUUAAAACGGAUCCAGAGCUCAAGUUAACUGACAAAAUUCUGCCUGUGGAGACGGAUAAAAAGCCUCAGGGGAAGCAGCUACAGACCCGAGCCGAUUACCUGCUGAAACUGCUCAGGAAGAGUCUGGAGAAGAAGGGGGCUGUGGCAGGUGGGGAGGAGGCCAAAUUAAAGAAGCGGAAGCCUCGAGUAAAGAAAGAAAACAAAGCACCCAGGCUGAAAGAUGAGCAUGGAAUUGAGUUUUCAUCUCCUAGACACUCAGACAAUCCAUCAGAAGAGGGAGAAGUAAAGGAUGAUGGUCUAGAAAAAAGUCCAAUGAAAAAGAAACAGAAGAAGAAAGAAAACAAGGAGAACAAGGAGAAACAAAUGAGUUCUAGGAAAGACAAAGAAGGGGACAAGGAAAGGAAGAAGUCAAAAGAUAAGAAAGAGAAGCCUAAAGGUGGUGAUGCCAAAUCUUCGAGUAAAUCAAAGCGAUCUCAGGGUCCUGUCCAUAUUACAGCAGGAAGUGAGCCUGUCCCCAUUGGAGAGGAUGAGGAGGAUGAUCUGGACCAGGAGACAUUCAGCAUAUGCAAGGAGAGGAUGAGGCCCGUGAAAAAGGCACUGAAGCAGCUGGACAAACCUGACAAGGGGCUCAGCGUGCAAGAACAGCUGGAGCACACCCGGAACUGCCUGCUGAAAAUUGGAGACCGGAUAGCCGAGUGCCUUAAAGCUUACUCAGACCAGGAGCACAUCAAACUAUGGAGGAGGAAUCUAUGGAUUUUUGUUUCCAAGUUUACAGAAUUUGAUGCUCGAAAAUUGCAUAAGUUAUACAAAAUGGCUCAUAAGAAAAGAGCUCAAGAAGAGGAGGAGCAAAAGAAGAAAGAUGACAUGAUUGGUGUUAAGAAGCCAUUUCGCCCAGAGGCCUCGGGCUCCAGCCGGGAUUCCCUGAUGUCUCAGUCCCAUGUCCCACAUAGCCUUCACCCCCAGAAGCCUCAUUUGCCCUCCUCCCACGGCCCGCAGAUGCAUGGACAUCCAAGAGACAACUAUAGUCACCCCAACAAGAGACACUUUAGUAAUGCAGACCGAGGGGACUGGCAGAGGGAAAGAAAGUUCAGCUAUGGUGGUGGUAACAACAAUCCGCCGUGGGGUAGUGACAGGCAUCAUCAGUAUGAGCAACACUGGUAUAAGGACCACCAUUACGGGGACCGGCGACACAUGGAUGCCCACCGUUCUGGGAGCUACCGGCCCAACAGCCUGUCCAGGAAGAGGCCUUAUGAUCAGUACAGUAGUGACCGAGACCACCGGGGACACAGAGAUUAUUAUGACAGGCACCAUCAUGACUCCAAGCGGAGGAGAUCUGAUGAAUUUAGGCCCCAGAAUUACCACCAGCAGGAUUUCCGACGAAUGUCUGACCACCGCCCCCCUAUGGGGUACCAUGGCCAGGGACCUUCAGACCAUUACCGCUCCUUCCACACAGACAAAUUGGGGGAAUAUAAACAGCCCCUUCCUCCACUGCACCCUGCGGUCUCAGAUCCUCGCUCGCCUCCUUCCCAGAAAUCUCCUCAUGAUUCCAAGUCACCCCUGGAUCAUAGGUCUCCUUUGGAGAGAUCACUAGAACAGAAAAACAACCCAGAUUAUAACUGGAAUGUCCGGAAGACAUAGAGGCCAGAUGGGAGAGAAGGGAGAACAAGAGUCAUUGAGCACCUGGAUAUUUUUGGUCUGAUCCGACAGAAACCAGUUACCUAGACCAGUAAGUGGCUUCUGGACAUGCUGCUGCUAGCUCGCCAGCUGAAAGCACUUCAAGGAGUGGGAGCCUUUCGCUCAGUCCAGCUUUGACUUGGGUCCCCGCUCCUGCACUUUGACACCCAUCCCAUUCCUGCCUGGCUCUGGCCUCCCACUUUGAUGGGUGCUAGGAGGAAGAAGAGACUUCGUGUGCCAGCUUCAUGGGCUGUGUUUCCCCAGUGGAAGAGGAAGGGAUCUCAGAGCUGUGAAUGUUUUAUUGCCAGGGUCAGUGUACCCUGAACCUGGUGCGGCGGUCGAGGAAGGAAAGUUUGCAUGAAGGCCGCUGGGACCCGCUGGACAGCACGUGAUUCGGUUCGCUGUGAUGUGACAGAUGCUGCUGGUGGGGAGCGGGCGGGAACAGGAGGUUGGGGUCUCUCUCAUCAUAGGACUUGAAGUGGAGCAGGUAUACCCCUCACAUGUGUUCUCGGGAAAAACAAUGCAUCGGGUCUUGUUUUUACGUCCCCUGUGGUGCAGGGGCUAGAGGGAGAGAAGCAACCCCCACAGUGGCUCUUCCCUACCAACACUAACUUCCUACACUGUACAUUUCAGAGGUUUGGCCUCUUGAGUGGGUCUCCUUUGCUCCCUGUGCCAGGGAAGUAGGAUCCAUCUAGCUGGCUUUUUUGAGUACUGUGAGUUAGGCAGUACUGAAGUUGGCAUGGGUCUUACAUGGUGGGGUACGAGCUGAAUGAGGGGAGAGGGCGGGGGCAGGGUGGGGUAGUAUGGCCAGGGAACUGGAAUCCCUGCUGGAUUUCUGAUUCCUGUGAUAAGAAGCAAAACUACAGGGCCUGGAGAGAAGGGGGAAGUGGAGGCAGGCCUGCCGACCAGCUUGUUGCUGGCAUGCGCCAAGUUGGGGUGCUAGACGGGGGUGAGAUUUUUAGUGCGGGGCUGUGGGAGUGCCGGUGAGUGGGGAAGGCUUCAGUGUUGUACUCGGUCAGCGUUGGCAGCUGCCUCCAGGUUCUCUUUGCACAGCUUGAAGGAGUAGAUCACACAGAAUCACACAUCUCUUGACACUCACAUGGUGGGUGGACAGAUGAAAACGAGUUACCUGUGGUGAACAGGUCUCCACUGUUAGUUGGAGAUAUUAACGUUGAACUCAGUUUCUUUUAGAAGGAGGUAAGUAAAGUGAAACUUUUCCCACAGUGGGAAGCCCCCAAGGACAGGGUGGCCAGGCCACAGAUGUGAGAGCCACGCUGGAGCCGGACUGAGCCCGAGCUGGGGAGGCAAGCUGGUUGCAUCAGUUAGGCGGGCUCCCUCCGUUUUCCUGACCCUGGGCCUUCUGAUUGAUGCAUUUUAAAUACAGCCAGUAUUGUUAGAGUGUUCAAGGGCCUUUCUACGUGGAGACAGAAUAACUGACUUGAACAUACACUGUGCCUGUAAGUGUCCAGGCUCAGAACUGGUGAGAGCCCUUCCACUGGGCAUACCCAGGGUCAUACUCCCUGAACUAUCCUGUGGAGACUUGGUAAAAUCAUUUCCAUUUACUUGCUGGCAUCCUGGCAGCACCAUUAAUGCCUUUACUAAGCAAUGCCUGAGCUAUACACCCAAGGGAAGUGGAUGUGGCCUUGGUGGGCUGCCGCCCCUUGCUACCCGAGGAGAAUCUGGGUCCUCACAGCUUGUGCUGAAAGCUUGGGGGACCCACACCACCUUACAUCUCCUCAUGGUAUUUGGGGUUGUCACCUUGGGCUUGGACCAUGAGUUCCUGGAGCAAAGCCCACAGGGCUGCAGGGGAGCCCCCGGCUAGUCUUUCCACUGAGGACACUCUGUGACAUCUCCGUGGGGACAUGUGAAUCACAUCUCUCCUCUUGACACCACAGGUUCAGCUUCUUGCUGACAAUACUGACACUACCCUGUGGUCGUGUUGCUCAGGCCCAACAGGAGGUUAAGCUGGCUUGCCGGGUCUUUAAGUGAUGGGUGGUGAGGGUGGCAGGGGACGAGGGGAAGACAGGCCUCGUCAUCCUGUUGGAGGUGUGGUGUUUCCUUCCACUUAGAGGAGGCCAGGAGGAGGAACUGGACGCCCUGUGUUUUUCAUCCAAGUCUUUUUUCUCUGAAGUUGUUGAUAGGACAUGUGAGUUAUUCCCAAAAAUGUCUCACCAUGAGGAAAAAGGAACUACUUUUUGUUCACAUUCGGGACUUUUAGUGCCAUAUGAUGUAGCAGAAGGCAGUAUCAGCCAGAUCAGUGUUAAAUUCAUUAUAAAAUUACAGUAUCCCCAUAAAUGCAUCUAUUCUAGGUGUUGAAGUAUGUUUGAAGAGUGGGUUGGGAGAAAGGCAUUUCCUCAUUGACCUAAGUCAGUAUGAAUACUGUAUGCUUUUAUCAAAAACAGAAGUUUGCACAGGUAGAAAAUCUCUCACUUGUGGGUGGGAGAAGCUGCCCCAGGAAAUCUGUGAGGAGGAUAUUCCAUGGAGCCUGCCGAGCUUUGAAAGACAUGGGUAGAAACGGCAGGGUUGAGGAAGAGGGGAGUGAGCACCACCUCAAACCUGGACAAGAACAAGGAUUAACAUGGCAUACAAAAGACCCGCAAAUGGUCAUGGUGAAGCCCAGGCUCACUGCGGUCUGCCAGAGCUGGCAGGAGAGAGUCUGGCCCUCCGCAGAGCCUGACCUGCCUGGUGACCCUGGGCUCCCUCUCCUAGUCAUUCCUUAAGCCCUUCCACGGGAAGUCAGAACACUUACCACAUCAUGCUGCAAAACUUCUAGCCUGAUGUCUGGAAGUUGCAUCAGGACGUGCGGUGCAAACGCAGUUCAGUUAGAAUUCACACAGUGACACUGAAAAUCCUCACACAGUGAGACCAAAAUCCACUAGUCAGCAGGAGCGGGGGCCAGGGCCCAGCACCAGUGGUCUUCUGGCUUGUCUGAGGGUUGCCGUGUCAGGCGAGGAGGGCCAGGCCAAGGGUCCAGGCUGCUUUAGUCCAUCUGCGCCUCACCAAUCUGGGGGACAGAUGGUUUUUCUUUAUUGUAAAAUUGUGGACUUUUAAAACCUGUUGACUAAACAGUAAUUAAUUUAUAUUUGUGAAAAAUGCCACUGUCCUAGUGAUUUCUGAUGUAAAUAAUGUUGUUUAUAUAGUAUGUAUUAAAUUUUCCUACAUUGUAAAA
Molecule: messenger RNA, 8856 nt
Organism: Manis javanica (Malayan pangolin)
Lineage: Eukaryota; Metazoa; Chordata; Mammalia; Pholidota; Manidae
Gene: CHD2
Product: chromodomain helicase DNA binding protein 2
Biological process (GO): nucleosome organization
Cellular component (GO): nucleus; chromatin
Molecular function (GO): ATP hydrolysis activity; ATP-dependent chromatin remodeler activity; ATP binding
Source: RefSeq, a predicted model, not a curated record